Messenger RNA from Paramecium tetraurelia, 1815 nucleotides. RefSeq lists its product as uncharacterized. The transcript is spliced from 2 exons. The record is from RefSeq and is a predicted model, not a curated record. NCBI's taxonomy places the organism in Eukaryota, Ciliophora, Oligohymenophorea, Peniculida, Parameciidae. Gene Ontology annotation, molecular function: double-stranded DNA binding. Gene Ontology annotation, biological process: reciprocal meiotic recombination. Gene Ontology annotation, cellular component: nucleus.
AUGUUUGAUAAAUCAAAGAAAAUCCUAAAUAGUUUGGGUAAUUAAACCAUAGACACUUGCGACAUAUAUGGAUAAUUACCAAAUUUUAGAGUGCUUGAAAAAGCGAGAUAUACUACUUUAGUUGGAUGUUGUAUGACCUUCCUUAUAGGGUCAGCUACCUUGAUUUAUUUAAUAACUGAAUUAAUUACAUUAAUUGAUCAAGCAGAGCCAAGUGUUGUGUAAUCGGAGAAGCAAAUAUUUAACUCAACAGUAUUAGUUUUUGUUAUAAAGUAAUUUCCACUGUAUAACGAUAACUUUACAUUAGCGAUAACCAUAGCAAAUCAAAAUUCGGAGCCAAUUGAAGGAAACUUGAAGUAUUACAAUAUCACUGUGAAUUAAUGUGUGAGGAUGAGAAAUGUUAAUUAUAAAACAGGGAGUGUCAAUGUUACAUUGAAGUAUGAGUUGCUUAAAACUAGUUGUACAAGUCUUCCAAUAGCACCAUGUAAAAAGGAAGAUUUCAAUAAUGAAUUGCAACGCGACUUCUUUGAGAAUACAAGAUUAGGCGUAGUUUAGUGUUUAGAUCGAGAAUAUUUAUAAAGAAACCCGCCAGUUUUACAGGGACAAAUAUCUGGAUCUUUGUACUAGUACUUGGUAAUUCAAUUAAGUGUUUGCAAAAAUAGCACAGAAUAUUAAGGUUGUGCACCCAAAGAAGAAAUAUAUAAAGUUUUAUCAGCAGGUCAUUAUUCUGUAUAUGCCAGUGAUUAUUUGAUGCAAUUGAAUAAUCCAGGCCAACCUUAUUCCCAAUUAAUUAAUUUGGAUAUUAACAGCUUUUCAAUCACCACCUCUAAAAUGUUGUAGUGGACUUAUAGAAUAGUGGAAACUCACACAGAUGAUGGUUUGCUUCUCUCAACGGAUAGGGUAGACUUAAAUCUGGUUAAACAAGAUAGGAGAGAAUAUUCAGAGUUGUACAAUGACAAUUAUUUAGUGUAUCAUUAUAUUCAACUGGAUUAUAAGAAGAUCAUAUAUCGUAGGACCUAUAUCAAAUUACAGACUAUAUUAAGUAAAAUCGGCGGUAUUUGGUAAUUCUUUGUGAUACUAACCGCCAUAAUCUUGAAUCCUUUGAUCAACAAUCUGAUGACAAUCUCAAUUGCUAACGAGUUAUAUCGAUUUCCAAAGACUCAAAAUUCUAAACAUUCACAUCAAAAAAUCAAUUUAAACAAUCAAACAAAGGACGAUCCUAUCUUUGAUGACCCAUUAUCUAUGAUAGGAUAGGAUCAGCUGCCUAAGAAAGAGGAGAGACUAUCUAAAAAUCUAUAUGAAUCUUUCUUCAUUUUACUUGGAUGCAAUAAAAAGAAAGGAGAAAUGUUUACAAAAGUGAAACAGGAAAUCUUGAGACAAUUGGAUAUUGUCAAGAUAAUAGAGAAAUUACAUUAGAUAGACAUGCUUAGAUUAGUACUCCUAAAUGAAGAAUAAAAUAAUUUAUUUGAUUUACUUCCUAAACCUCUACUGCAAAUUGGAUAAGAAAAUCCUGACAAUUUAGCUGAUGAAUUCUUCUAAGAGAUGGAAUUACAAAAGAGUUUUAGAAUGAUUAAAAAUAAAAAACUUCAGACUAAACUUAAAGAUUAUUACUCUUCAUUCUCCUCCUUACAACAAGAUAGACACAAAAGCAUAAUAGAUGAUAAAUUAUUGCAUAUGAUCGACAAGAACAUAGUGCAGUUUUUUGAGUAGAUCCAAAGCUCCCAGUAGCGCAAUCUUAAUCUAAGUCCAGUUGAUCCUCUAUUCAGAUCCAAGAACGAAGAGUCCAUAAUGGAACCUUAAAUUCAAAAACCCAAGUGA